CGGUGCAUGUCCUGAUCUUAUCGGUUUAAAUAAUGUUUCUCUCACUCAGUUGUGAGUACUUGAAAAAGCAGGGACAAUGCUCUCUAUUUAACCUGAAGGCUUGUUAAGUAGCAGGUAUUUUGAUGUUAUUUUUUAGAUAUAAUAAAAAUAUAUGAUAUAAAAAAAAUAUGCAUUAUCGAUGUAGCACAUGAUCAUGCAUGUAAAGAAGUUGAAAAAUGUGUCGUUAGUUCAAUCUCUUUACUCUGACCUUUCAACAACCUGCUCUAACAGACUGUCACAGAUGUGUCCUCUCAAGUAACUGCACCAGCUGAGUUUGUCUUGCUCUGUAUUUUGACAGAUAAACUGUCCCUGGCUUAAAAAAAAGACUUCCAUAAUGUCUGUAGUUUAAUAAAAAACCUUGAUUAAGUGAAAAAAAAAAAUUCAAAAGAAGAAGAAAUUCUUUCAAGAAGCAAAAUGGAUCUGAGAGCUAAGCAUGGUCUAAUGCUGUUGGAACAGUUGAAUCGAAUGCGUGAAGCCGAGCAGUUGACAGAUGUGGUACUAAUUGCCGAAGGCAUCAGCUUCCCAUGUCACCGGUCAGUUCUUGCUGCCUUUAGCCCUUAUUUCAGGGUCAUGUUUACCUGUGGCCUGCGUGAGAGUGCAAACCGCCAAGUGGUACUAAGAGACAUGCCAGCGCAAAGCUUAUCCCUCUUACUGGAAUACAUGUACAGCUCCAAGCUUCCACUUUCCCCUGACAAUGUGCAGGGUAUCUCAGUCGCCGCAUUUCUACUACAAAUGGAUGAUGUCUUUAGCCGCUGCCAGAUCUAUAUGACUGACAAUAUGGAUGCCUCCAACUGCCUGGGAAUCUAUUACUAUGCUAGGGAUUUGGGGGCUGAAGAUUUAGCAGACCAGGCUCAGCGUUACCUCCGCCAGCACUUCACAGAGGUGUGUCUAAACGAUGAAGUCCUGGAUUUGGAGGCCCAUCAACUUGGAGCGUUGCUAGCUUCAGAUGACCUUAACAUCAGCCGAGAAGAAACCAUUCUCGACUUAGUGCUGAGAUGGGUCAAACAUUGCUCAGUCGGUGUGAGUCUGUGGGAAGAAAAUCGUGCCAGUCAGCUACCGGAACUCCUACAGAAGGUUCGUCUUCCAUUGGUGAGUGUCAGCUACCUGAAGGAGACACUGCGUCGCAACACAGCGUUACUGGCUGAUGCAGAAUGUUUACAGAUGAUGGAAGAUGCAAUUGAAGCAGCAGGACUGCAUCCAGAGGCUCCAGCCCGAAGACUGAAGUUACGCUAUGGCAUGGAAACGACCGAUCUACUGCUUUGCAUUGGCAAUGAUAACGGAGGAAUACGAUCGCGCUACGGGAGCUAUUCAGAUCGCAGUUUCUGCUACGCUCCUUCCACUGGCCGCACAUUGUUCAUCACUUCCCCGCGAUACGGUGACGCCCUUGGAUAUGUAUGCGCAGGCGUCGUCACCGAACGCAAUGCUAUUAUUGUUGCUGGAGAAUUAGGGCCACGAAGGUUGGCAAGACAAAAGGAGAAGAAUGUGGAGAUUUUCAAAUAUAAUGAGGAAGCUCAGGGUAGUUGGAAGCACCUGAGUUCCACAGAAUACCGUGACUCAUAUGCCCUGAGUUCCCUGGGUGAGAACCUGUACCUAAUAGGGGGUCAGAUGAUGCUGAAGAAUCAGUACCUCAUCACCAACAGUGUUGCACGCUGGUCUUUACAGGGCGGCCCAUGGCGCAGUGCUGCUCCUUUACCAAUGCCCUUGGCCUAUCACAGUGUAGUCCGGAUGAAAAACUGCCUUUAUGUGCUUGGGGGAAGGACACCACAGACAUAUCAUACCGAUGAUGAGCCUGACCGUAUGAGCAACCGCUUGCUUGUGUACAACCCAGAGGACAACAAGUGGAACGAGCUUUGUCCUAUGAAAUAUUCCAAAUAUCGCUGCAGUGCAGUGGCACUCAAUGGGGAGAUAUAUGUUGUAGGUGGUAUUGGAUGUGAGGGUGUAGAUCGCGGACAGUCGCGCCGCUGUCUUGAUGCAGUGGAAAUCUACAAUGCUGAUGGGGGUUUCUGGAGGGAUGGCCCUCCUUUACCGUGGCCGCUUUUAUCACUGCGAAGCAAUGCACCAAAUGCUGGUGUAGUGGAUGGAAAACUAUAUGUUUGUGGAUACUAUAAAGGAGCAGACCGCCAUGACAUCAUCACCAAAGAUAUACUGCAGUUGGAUCCAUGGGAGAAUGAGUGGACUGUGGUGGUUAAACAGGCUGUGAUGCACGACAGUUAUGAUGUGUGUAUGGUGGCGAACCUUAACCCGCGAGGACUCAUGCCCCCUCCAUCAGACUUGGUGGAUGAAUAACAAAAAAUAUUAAUGUAAGAGAAAAGCAAAUGCAGAGAUACAUUUAAGAAUUUGCACAUUUGAGUGUUUUCACAAAAUUGAGUUUUCCACAGCUGUACAUAGAGAUUGUGUUUUAUUCAUGUAAGGCUGAAGUGAAAGGUGAACAUGCUGGUACAAAUUAGUGCUGAUUUAUCUUUCUUAGACUAAUGGACUAUUUUGAACUGCAUUUGCAAACAGAUAGUAGCCAUUAAACGUUUUAUUUUUAGGAACACAACUGUUUUAUGACAUGUGGAUGUAAAAGAUGACAAAUAAGCUGACAACAUUUACUUCUGUGUCAAGCAACUAAAGAUAAAAUGGCAUUUUUAAUAAUUAGCAUGCUCAAGUAAUAAGUUCUUUGGUUGCAGUAAAUAUAAUAAUGCUCUAUAAAUGAAUUCUUCAGUUGUAUUAGAGAUGCUUUCUUCACAACAU
Messenger RNA from Silurus meridionalis, 2772 nucleotides. It is a transcript of the gene kbtbd12, whose product is annotated as kelch repeat and BTB (POZ) domain containing 12. Bases 454 to 2325 code for a protein of 623 amino acids. The transcript is spliced from 5 exons. NCBI's taxonomy places the organism in Eukaryota, Metazoa, Chordata, Actinopteri, Siluriformes, Siluridae. The record is from RefSeq and is a predicted model, not a curated record. Gene Ontology annotation, molecular function: protein binding.